Messenger RNA from Mytilus trossulus (common blue mussel), 5454 nucleotides. RefSeq names its product solute carrier family 25 member 44-like. Gene Ontology annotation, biological process: branched-chain amino acid transport; branched-chain amino acid catabolic process. The transcript has 4 exons. NCBI's taxonomy places the organism in Eukaryota, Metazoa, Mollusca, Bivalvia, Mytilida, Mytilidae. Gene Ontology annotation, molecular function: branched-chain amino acid transmembrane transporter activity. Gene Ontology annotation, cellular component: mitochondrion. The record is from RefSeq and is a predicted model, not a curated record. Bases 358 to 1338 code for a protein of 326 amino acids.
CUUCCGUUGUGGAAAGUUGUCUGCUAUCAUAAUCUCAGGGUCAGAUUGCAUAAAAAGUAUGUAAUUACAGGCUACACGUUUGUUUUUAAUGCACACAUAAUAUACCAAAAGAAAAAUAUGAUAACCUGUUUUAAAAAAUGUUUACCACAUUUUUAAAGAAUUAUGCAGAAAGUGAAAACUAUUCAACUCUGAAAUAGUACAUACAAGUACAGUACAUUUAGUGAACCAGUAUGGAGAGGGCUCUAAGGAUUAUCAAAGCAUAACAAAAUUAUAAAAAAAAAUAAGCAGGAUAGCAAAUUGAAGCCUUUAAACCAAAAUCAAAAGAAAGAGUCAAAAUAUAAACAUAAAGAAGAAAAUAUGGAGUUGAGCAGAGAUCUAGAGAAUGAAAUUCAUGUGGUUGAAUUCCAUAUGCUGGACAAAAUUAAGUUUUAUCCAUUAACUUUAAUGACAAGUUUAAGUGUCCGAGGUUUACUGUAUCCACUAACAAUGGUCAGAACUCGUUUACAGACACAGACGGGUAAAACAGUGUACAAAGGAAUGUUCGAUGCCAUCGUUAAAAUCGGUAGUCGUGAAGGAUUCCGUGCAUUCUAUCAAGGAUUUGGUGUCAGUUGUAUACAGAUCCCCUCUUCAGUGAUUUAUAUCACUAUUUAUGAAAGUGUGAGACAAUACUGGGCGGCACGAUUAAAUAACGGCCACAUUGCAUCAAUGGUGGCUGGUUUCUCUGCGUCAUGUGUCAAUCAACUUUUUAUAGUUCCGUUAGACAUUGUGUCCCAACAUUUAAUGUUAAUGGAAGGAAAAAAAUCGGCUUCAAAUAAACGCAUCGAGGAGAAACUACAGAAAUUACAAAAAAUACAUAUCAGCGAUGAAAUUAAAAACAGUAAAUUUGGUGCAGUGAGGGCAAUUUGUCGAGAGAUAAUGCAAUCAGAAGGUUUACGUGGCUUUUAUAAAGGGUCUGGUGUGUCAUUAGCCGUUUACUCUGCUGGAAGCGGAUUUUGGUGGCUUUUCUAUAAUUUAUAUGGAACAUGGAUGAUUGAAAUUUUCCCAGUAUCUACAUCAAGACUUGCACUUAAAAUGGUUGCAGCUCCAUUGGCUGGAAUCAGUUCUGUCAUAUUGACCAAUCCAUUUGAUGUGUUAAGAACCAGAGUUCAGGUACUUGGUGAGAGUUAUAAUGAAACAUUAAAGAUUUUAUGGCGGGAAGAGAGAUGGAACAUACUGACCAAGGGAAUCUCUGCAAGAAUGACCACCAGCUGUUUAUUCUCUUUGAUGAUUGCUUUUGGCUAUGAAUCAGUUAAACGUUUUAGUUUAAAGGAAGAAUUCAAGGCUGAUGUAAGAUGGUGAUGAAAGAGAUUUUUAGGUUAUUUAGAUGUUUUAUUCAGGGCGAAUGUAUGAAUGUUAGUAGAGGAUGUUGAUGAUAGUGAUUUCAGAAUGGAAGAUGUGAAAGAUAGGAACAAUUUUAGUUUUAUGUCUGAAAGAUUAAUGAUUUAUUUAAGAUUUUUGUUUUUUUUAUUUGAAAGAAUUGUAAGUAUUUUUUUCAUAAUUAUAGAUUUGUUAAUUAUUAUACUAAACCAAUUUUUUACAUGCAACUAUACAGGUAGCCCAUUUAUCCUUACUAGUUUAGUUAUGUGUGCCCUUUCUGGAAAAAUCUAGCUAGGCUAUUGGUUAACAAUGUAAAUACCAAACAGCUAAUAUAGGCUGCCUAACCAUAUCAACAAUUUUUUUUUACUUAAGAAUAUUUCAAAAACAUGGUACUUGGGUACACAACUAUGGGUUCUAUACUAAAAUAUAAAAUAAAAUACUUUUUGGUACAGUGACAAUACCAGAAUUGCCUCUAUAUCUUUUUAAAUAGGUAUAUUUUCAUAUGAUUAUUACAUGAAAGAAUAAAAGAUUGUAAGAUAAAAUAAAACAAAAAUUACACAUUAUGAGUUUCAAUACAGUGUUAAAUGUCUCAAUAUAUGUUUCCAGAUUUUUAUUUUUAAUAGUAUGAAAUCAAAAAAAUGUAUAAGAAAUUUUUAACUAUUUAUAUUUUAAGUUUGCACAAAAAAUAUGUACAGGAAAGACAUAUUUGUAUAUACUAAGAUAUUUAUUUUUGAAUUUUGUUUUGUUUUGCACAUACACAUAGAUAUAGUAAUCAACAUCCUUUCUUCACAUAAAUGUAGUUAGUUAUGCUAAAAUCAGGAGAUUAAACAUCGAGAACAUUGGAUAUCAACACUAUCCAUUUGAAUUGGUAAUGAAACUAGCUGAUUUAAAAGUAAAUAAACAGAUUCUGUAUUCAGAAAGAAGUAAACUAUGGAUUAUUAUUUGGAUACCAAUUUUUGUGGGUAGAGGUAAACCUCAAAUUUACAGUAAAUUUUCAAGUAGUUACGAAUUUUAUUAUAUGAAUAUAUGUAGACUUCUGUAAAACCAUGAAUUCCAAAAUUCGUGAAAAUGCAAAUUAUACUCAAUCCACAAAAUUUGGUACCUGUGAAAACAAAAAAAAUCUAUAGAUAUCAAGAUUUAAUUUUAAUUUAAGAUAUCAGAUUCUUUUAAUGGAGAUUGAAUUACACGACUGUCCAUUGUAUUUUGGUUGUUUCUUAUUUAUGAGUACAUAAAGGGCUCAGAGUUCCUGAGCCUCAUUUAUAGAUUUUUACAAUGCUUGUAUUGAGAAUUUUUUUAUUUUCAUCAUAUGAACUAAACUUGCAAUAUUGUUGUCAGAAAAAUAAGAUAAUUUGUUUUAUUUGAUAUUUAAACAGUCAAAGAUAUAAUCUAUAGGUUUAUUAGAGAAAGUAACCUUCAUUUGUUAUUGUGGGAAAAAAAUCAAGAGAACUGUUACAGCAUAUGCAUGUUACAUGUUUCAUAGGACCAAUAUACAUUAUAAGUUUUGUUAAAAUGUAUACAAGUUCUAUUGAUAUUAUAAUUGGCUUUAUGUAUACUAAAUUUUAGGAAGAUAUAACAGUUCAUAGUUUGCCAAAUAGGAAUAGAAAACCUAUGUUAUUACAGAAAAAAAAUAUGCCUGUAAAAACUAAAUGGUGUUAUCACAGCUUCUCUAAAUCACACUAAAGCAUUUGCUCAAAUGUACAUUUGUUUAAUUACAAUUUUUUUUAAUUUAUAGUAAAAAAUAAUCAUUGGGAACAUGUAAUGAGGUUCUCCUCAAGCUUCCUAGUAAUUUCGAAUCAUAAGUUACAUGCCUUUAAUCACUAAGCCUAGUUAUAACAGCUAAGUUUAUCCCUUAAAAGCCUUGUCUGAUUGAUUUACCAUGGUUGAUGAUAAAUGUAUUAAUUUUGUUAUCAAAGCUUUGUAUUUAGUUUCUGUGCAAAGUUUUAAGAUUCCCAAAUACCAACUAAAAAAUAGAAUAUUUAUCAUUUAUUUAACAAAAAACAAACACAUGUUAUACUAUCGAUUUAAAAAUAUUAAGGAAUAGAGAGUAGAGAAAAUCAUAAAAGUAUCUGUAAUAACACAUGAACUAUUUUUCUACAAUAAUCCUAUAGAAAUUAAUAUAUAUACCUGACUGUUUUAAACCACAUUGUGUGGAUGAAAUCAGUAAAGUACUAACAGAAUUUAGAGUGUUGACAAAAUUUUGUUGAUGGAAAUAUAUAAAAAAAACGUUAUCAACUGUAUAAUAUCUUUAAUAAACAGAUUUCUUUUCUCUAUUCUCAUCAGGUGCUUUCAAUUGGAUCAAGUAAUUAUUAAUUAUGAUCUAUGAAAUUACAUUGUUCUUUAAUCAGAGCUUUUCAUAAAGUGUUUUAUAAUCAUGAUUCCAAGGAAUGUAAUGAAAUAGGGGAGAUAAAUAUUGGUGGUUAGAAAAUGAAAUUCAAAUUGUUCAGCUUUCUUUUACAAAAUAAAAACCUUAAUAGGGAUUAAAUUUGACAAAUAAUCAUUGAAAAUUCAUUUAAAUUGAAUUGAAUUAUCACCUGAAUAAAUUGCAUAGUGUAAAAAGUUUCUGUUGAAGAUAUUUUAAACUCCUUGUCUAAGUUUGUCUAUCCAUAUAUCAACUUAUUGAAAAUGCUAUAGACCGAUCAGUGUUAUCCUCAAACUUGGUAACAAUGGAAUUGUGAAAUAACAUCUUGUUUUUAUAAAAUAUAGUAUCACAUUCUAUCAAUAUAGCAUCACAAAAACAAUGAUGCUUAAAGGCCCUGGGGAGAACACUGGGCCUUCCCUUUACAGAACGCUGGGUUGUAAUUUAACAAACCUACAUGAAAAAAAUAUUUUGUUUCAAAUUUGUUAUUAAGGAUGAUGCCAAUUAAGACUGAUAAAUUGACGCUGUACACAAUUAACCAUGUGAUUAAGAUAUUUUCAAUCUGGUGUAUCCAGGGUUCUUACUGAGAGGAGUUUAUGAGUUGUCAUAAUACUUUGCUCAGUGCUCGGAGCACAAAAUUCAUGAUUGAAACAUGAAAUCAAGCAUUUUGAUUGGUUGAUUUUGGAGUAUGAGUACAAAAAACUGACUCGAAAGGUAUGACUUCAAGGCUUGGACUCCUUAAAAUCUGUCUGGACUCAAUGUAUGCAAAACUAGUGAGUCAGAAGAUGCAUCAAGAUUGUGAAACAUUGUAUCGACUUAGCACUUACAUGUAUGUCAUCAUUUUAUAACAUAAGUUUAAAACAAUCUAAAUAUCCUGGCUCUACAUUACAGGUACAGUGAAAUAAUGAAUUACAUAACCAUACAUUUUCUUGUGCAUUUAUUGUUAAGAUUGUUGCAGAAUGUACAAAAAGUGGAGAUUUAUUAUUGCAAUUUCAGGGAAUGUUGCAUGCAAAUAUUGCUAUCAUAAAUCAAAAUGUAAUUUAAAAAAAAAUUAUGAACCUUUACUGUUGCAACGAUAAAAUAUUUGAACUUACACUACUGUAUUUCUUGCACUGUGUAAGAAUAGAUGUUAAUUAAUUAUCUGUUCAAAUUUGUAUGAAGGUUUCUUCCAUCAAAAUAUAUCAUGAGUUGGAUAUCAAUAGAAAAAAAAUGUGGUCUAUACCAUAUUAUAUGUGAGGGGUAUGUGAAAUUUCUAAUCAGAAAAAAAUAAUGUUAGAGAUAUUUAAUUAUUUUAUUUAUUUAGACUAUCUUAGCUGAAUUUGUCAAAAUCUUUGUUCUUAAUUUGGCCUUUUUUAUACCAGUCUUUUGUAGAUGAAACAUAUUUUCGUGUGUAUAACAUUUUAAGACUUGAAUAAUUCAGAGAAAGUUCUAAAAUCUCAUUAUAAAAUGUUGCUUUAUUAUAAUAAUCAGUCUUUUGAAAAUGUUAAUAUAUGAAUUUAUUGUAUUUAAUUAUAACUCCAGAAGGAAACUUAGAAAUAAUAUUUAUUAUCUUGAAUAACUCCUUUGGAAGUUGUCAGGCUUGUGUAUUACAUGUUUCAUUUUGAAUAACAUAUAUUCCUUCAAUUUCACUUAGUUUACCAUUUAGGAAGAUAUUAUAUAUUUAUACAUUUGUACAAUUUAUUAUGUUUCAUAAUUGUUGAAAUAAUGUAUUGUUAUAUGUAAAUUAAAAUCAGAUUUUUUUU